This is a messenger RNA of Cyphellophora europaea CBS 101466, 1239 nucleotides long. RefSeq lists its product as uncharacterized. Lineage: Eukaryota; Fungi; Ascomycota; Eurotiomycetes; Chaetothyriales; Cyphellophoraceae. The transcript is spliced from 2 exons. Gene Ontology annotation, cellular component: mitochondrial inner membrane. Gene Ontology annotation, biological process: inner mitochondrial membrane organization. The record is from RefSeq and is a predicted model, not a curated record. The coding region runs from base 1 to 1239 and encodes 412 amino acids.
AUGCCGCAAAUACCCACACGCAGCCUUCACCGGCUCGUGCACAACCCUCGUCAAUGGGCGUUCCCAGCUCACUUUAUCGCGGGCCGCCGACUAGGAGGAUACAAGUAUAUCACUGUUCAAGCGACGCCUGCGACCGAUAGCAGCUCUAUCGAUGUGAAUGGGAAAUCUUUGUCGGCGUCUUCACCAGAUGCGACCUUUGAAAUACUGGGCUCCCCAUAUUCUCUCCUCUCCGUUAGCCUCGCGCCAUCUCAGCAUCUGCACACUCGGCGAGGAACCCUCGUCGGCGUCUCGUCCCCUUCACCGGACGGUACAGUCUCAACACUGCGCUUACUCACUCCCUUCCGGCGUGCUCUCACGGGCAUCCCUUUCCUUUACCAACGCAUCACGUCUACAACACCGAUUAGUGCUCUGAUCUCUACCCCGUCCACGCACACUACAUUUGCAAUACUUCAACUCGAUGGCACGACAGAUUGGCGCAUAACACAACGCAAAGCACUUCUUGCGUGGACAGGCAACAGCCUCGCCGUCGCUCCCGUCCUCCCCACCACCCUUUCCACUUCCGCAUAUGGUACCUCCACAGCCACGGGUCGCGGCCUGCUCGCCCUCUCCGGUGUAGGGCAAAUAUACUCCCUGACUCUGGGUCCCGGCGAGUCCUACGUUGCGCACCCCAGCAACAUUCUGGCAUAUGCCCUGUCCUCUACCUCCAACGCACCACAGCCCUACCGCUUCAAGAGCUCCACCCUCAAAUUCCAGAUCCCCUUGUCACUGGGCAACUGGUUCCCCACGCCCGCCUUCUGGCGCGCAGCACAAGAGUCAAACACCUAUAAAUUCCUGCACAAUGUCCUUCGGCGGAUGCGCACCUGGUCGCGACGCACCAUCUGGGGCGACAGGCUGUUCCUGCGCUUUGAGGGUCCCACCACACUACUGAUUCAGUCACGUGCCUCCCGUAUCCGCGAUAUCCUAACAUCAGAGGAAGUCAACGAGAUCGCGGACGCGCCCGCAGGCCUCGCAGCGGAGGCCAUACGUGAUGUUCAUGAUGGGCGCGAUGCAGGGAGGGAGAAGCAGCGCAUGGGCGUGCAGGGCGCGACGCCGAGCGCGGAGGCGGGCAAGGUCACUGCGUCUGCGUCGCCUCAAGCGGGGGGGCCGGCCCAGGAACAGCCAAAGUUGGAGGUCAAGAGCGUGAAUGAGGAUGGGAAGGUGACAUUCCAGGCAACGCAACAGCCAGCGAAGAAGGGCUAA